Messenger RNA from Ascoidea rubescens DSM 1968, 1281 nucleotides. It is a transcript of the gene PNG1, whose product is annotated as peptide-N4-(N-acetyl-beta-glucosaminyl)asparagine amidase. The coding region runs from base 1 to 1281 and encodes 426 amino acids. Gene Ontology annotation, biological process: protein quality control for misfolded or incompletely synthesized proteins; glycoprotein catabolic process; protein deglycosylation. Gene Ontology annotation, cellular component: cytosol; nucleus. Gene Ontology annotation, molecular function: peptide-N4-(N-acetyl-beta-glucosaminyl)asparagine amidase activity. The record is from RefSeq and is a predicted model, not a curated record. Lineage: Eukaryota; Fungi; Ascomycota; Saccharomycetes; Ascoideales; Ascoideaceae. The transcript has a single exon.
AUGCCUUCAGAUCCUUCUUUGACCAAGAAGAACAUUCAUAUGAUCAGUCAAAGAAUUAAUCAAGACUAUAAGGAAUACCUAAAUUCAAAAGUUAAACAAACCUAUGAUGAUUUUUUUAGCCAGUUUAAUUGCUAUGUUCAAACCUCCUACACAAACCAAAAUUACAUGAGAUAUCCUUUCCAGUCCACAAAUGAAUCAAACAAAGAUCUUCCUGUCUUUAAAGAGUCACAGAUUAGCUUUAUUCACAAUCUAUCCUUUCUAUCUAAAAUGGUUUAUAAAUAUGAUUCUCCAUUAGCUCAAGAAAAGGUUUUUGAGGUUAUAGACUUUGACAAAAUUUACGACAAAGUAUACAAAAGAAUCCAACAGCAAAAUUCUAAAAGAAAAUCAAAAGAAAACUUUCAAAAUGAAUUUCUUAAUUACGAUUAUGAAGACUUCUUAGUAAUGGAACUACUAUCCUGGUUUAAAAACGACUUUUUUGCUUGGGUCAACAUACCUCAUUGUGAAAAUAAUGAAUGUUUAAACGACGACGAAUCUAAAAUCGUUUUUGUUAAGAACGAUUCGAUCCAAGAACCUAAUCAUUGCUCUUUAUUUAAAAACCUAUUAUUUAAUUUUAAAAAAUUUGCUCAAGAUGGCGAAGCUAUUAAAACCGAAGUCUAUAAAUGCACAAACUGCUCUUCAAUAAUAAAGUUUCCAAGAUAUAACGACCCGGUAAAAUUAUUACAAACGAGAAGAGGGAGAUGUGGUGAAUGGGCUAAUUGCUUCAUGCUUAUCCUAAGAAGCAUGAACAUCAACGCAAGAUACAUUUGGAAUCAAGAAGAUCAUGUCUGGACUGAAUAUUACUCAAAUUCUUUAAAAGAUUGGAUUCACCUCGAUCCUUGUGAAAAUUCCUACAACCAACCUGAUCUCUAUUCAAAAAAUUGGGGCAAAAAGAUGAGCUACGUCUUUGGUAUUAGUAACGAAAACGUUAGAGAUUUAUCAUCAAAAUACAUUGUUGAUAGAUCCAAACAAUUACCACGAGAUUUAAUUGAUGAAGAAAUCCUUAAAAAUACAAUUGUUUUCCUAAAUGCUGUACUGAAAAAACGUUUAAAUGAUAAAAAUAAAACCUACCAAGCCUGUAUAAGAGAUAAUAUUGAGUUUUACAGACUAACCAGAAAAAAAUUAAUCAAUUUUGAUGAAUAUAACACUCAAUCUGAACCAAGUUCUGAACCCAAAUCCAACCAAGCUGGAAGAAUCAGUGGUUCUUCUGCCUGGAAAAAAGAAAGAGGCGAAGGAGGUGUUUGA